Messenger RNA from Triticum aestivum (bread wheat), 1715 nucleotides. Its product is annotated as protein MAO HUZI 4, chloroplastic. The record is from RefSeq and is a predicted model, not a curated record. The transcript has 7 exons. The coding region runs from base 62 to 916 and encodes 284 amino acids. NCBI's taxonomy places the organism in Eukaryota, Viridiplantae, Streptophyta, Magnoliopsida, Poales, Poaceae.
GGCCACCGCCCCCCUCCCACUCCGGCGGGACCCGCCACCCCACCGACCUGCCGUUCCCAAGAUGGUAAGGCAAACGAAAUCAGUGGAGUGGUCACUCAAUCCUUCCUACCAUACCAGAUACCACAUCACAGCCCGGCGCCUUGCCACUAGUACAAAGGCGCUCCGCUCCCCGUCUCCCCUUCCCGGAACACGGCGACUCCACCACCACCACGACUACCGGCUGGAAAUGGCGGCCUCCUCCCCCUCCGCCCUCGCGCUCUCCACCACCACGCGGGUAGCUGGCUCGUCCGUGCUGCUUGCUGUGAGGCGGACGCCGGCGACGCGCGUGGCCGCCGUUCCCUCCGCCCAGCUCCGCGCGUGCUCCUGGGGGGCGCCGCUCCAUCUCCGGCCGGAGCUCGCCGCGGCCCCUGCCCCGUGCGCCGCCCGCUGCAGGGCGCCUCUGCUCCGGCCUCGCGCAUGGCUGUCGACGUCCCAGAUUGCCAGCUCCGCCUUCACCCUGGGCACCGUCGCCGUCCUCCCCUUCUACACGCUCAUGAUCGCCGCCCCCAACGCCAACAUCACUAAGCGCGCCGUGGAGAGCACCGCCCCCUACGUCGCCCUCGGCCUCCUCUACGCCUACCUGCUCUACCUCUCCUGGACCCCCGACACCAUCCGCGCCAUGUUCGCCAGCAAGUACUGGCUCCCGGAGUUGCCUGGCAUUGUGAGGAUGUUUGCGAGCGAGAUGACCGUCGCCUCCGCCUGGAUCCACCUCCUAGCCGUCGACCUCUUCGCCGCAAGGCAAGUGUACCAAGAUGGCAUCAAGAACAACAUCGAGACCAGGCAUUCGGUUUCGCUCUGCCUGCUCUUCUGCCCCAUCGGGAUCGCCGCUCACGCGCUCACUAAGGUCGCCUUCUUGUUGGCGCAAUUCUCCCAGUGAGCGACAUCGUCAGACCAUCCCUCCUGCAGUUCACAGCAAGCAUUAGAGGAAACAAGGAAGAUAAUGGCAGUAUUUUGAAGUGUUUGAGAGUCUUGUGGUGCACUGACGGUGAGGUUCAUCUGGAGGGCGGCCACCAUGGUGUCGAGGCUCUUGUUGUAGAAGUCCUUCAUCACCGUGUCGAUGAUGCUAACAUCCCACACCUGUUGGAAAAACUUUAGUUCAGACUAGAAAAACAUGACAAUGAAAAGAGAAUGUUUGAUGGAAAGGGGGCAGAAGAGAAGAGAGCAGGUGGUACACGUACGUGGUGGAGGUUGGCCUUCCUGCGGUACCAGUGCACCGUGAUGGUGUUGCCGCCCUCGUCCUCCUCGUAGCCCACGUGCAGCGGCUGGUGGACGUCGCCCACGAAAUGCGCCAGGAACAUCAGGCUCUCCGUCAGGUUGUCUGCGUCGCGUACACAGGCAUGGAUGUUAUUCAGAACUCUUUUGCUAUGUUGUGUUUUGACAGAGGCAUAUGGCUCCUGACAGCGUGGCACUUACACGACGAACUCUUGGGGGAGUCCCCGUAGGUGUAGAGCUGGUCCGUGUAGUUGUUGAUGGCCCCGACGACGCACAUCCCCUGCUCCCCGCGAGAGUUGUGGCAAUCCCCUGAAAUUCACACGGCCACAUCCACAUGAGCUCAUGUAAUAUAUCCAGAUUGUGCAUCAAUUUUGACGACCGCAUGUAAUAUAUCCAGUAGUGGUGCGUCUCACGUGGCAACACCCCAUUAAUAAUAGGAUAACAGCAUGUGGUCACAUCCAUUC